CAUUUCUCCAAUUGUUGGCGCAAUAUUGCUGACAUUGCUGGGCAGCGCUGCUUCCAUUCCCUGCAUGAGAACGAAGACUGGUCAGAGAACAGGAAAGCCCUUCAACUUCAAGUUGCUGCUGUAGACAAGUGUCCAUAAAUAGCAGCCUUGCUCCAUCUGCUGGCCAAGCGAACCUAUUCUAGUGGUGCAACCACAAACAAGCAAGCAAGCAACAAAAGUUGCCUAUCUGCGGUUGUCACCAAUGGCGGCAGCUUUUCGCAGGCUACUUGUGGUUGCCAAGCGGAGCGCCUAUGAGGUGUAUGUUGGGAUGCACGGCGACGCGCACCUUAAGGCGCUCCUGCAGGAGAAGAGUCAGGUGGUUCACAACCUCUUAGACCGCCACACUGUUCACCAGAAGACGCUGCAAGAGUGUGAGGCGCUGCUGACAAAGUGGAAGGUACCAUACGACAUUGUGCAGAGAGACUGCCUGCCUGAAAAGAUCGAAGAUGUGGACUUGGUUCUUACCAUCGGAGGGGAUGGCACGCUUUUGGAGACAUCCCACCACUUGGACGAGCGGAUACCCGUCCUGGGGGUCAAUAGCGACCCCACAAGCCAAGAGGAGGUAGAUGCGAACCUGGGCGAGUACGAUGCCAGCCGCAGUACAGGCCACCUCUGCGCGGCAACAGCGUCGUCUCUGGAGGAGGUCCUAACGGACGUAUUUGAAGAACGGCACCGUCCGGUGAAUGUCCGGCGGAUCAAGCUGAGCGUCGACGGGCGCGAGUUUCCGAUCCCUGCUCUGAAUGACGUCCUCGCAGCGCAUCCAAACCCAGCGGCCGUCACCCGGUGUUCUUUCUGGGUCGAAGGCGCUCCCUCCUGCUCGACCUCCUCUGCUAGCCCCACGGUUUAUUGUCGAUCCAGCGGCCUGCGCGUCUGCACUGCCAUCGGUUCGACGGGCGCCAUGAAAUCCGCCGGGGGCUUUGUAAUGCACCCCCUCGCCACCGCGCUUCAAUACCAGAUCAGGGAACCAAUCGAACCGCACAGUUCCCAACGGGGCCUUAUGCACGGGUCGAUACUCGACGGGGACAGUCUGAAGGUUCGAUGGGGCACACGGCAGGGGAAGGCGUAUAUAGACGGGUCCCAUUUGCAGGUAGAUCUGAAGCUCGGGGAAGAGCUGACGUUUUCAAAUGGUGCGCCGCAGCUGCAGUGGUUCCGGCCGAAGGAUAACGCACGGACUUGAGGCUGUGCCUGAAGAUAAGAAUGGCAUGACUCAGCUGGUUGUACACAUGUACCCGACGGUCGGACAGCUUCAUGUUCUGUGACCCUGGCGCACGUACGAUGAGUCUUUCAGCACUGCACGAUGGAGCCUGGUACAUUACGGCCUGAUUGGUGGAC
Messenger RNA from Klebsormidium nitens, 1371 nucleotides. NCBI's taxonomy places the organism in Eukaryota, Viridiplantae, Streptophyta, Klebsormidiophyceae, Klebsormidiales, Klebsormidiaceae. The record is from the annotation of a GenBank genome assembly.